Messenger RNA from Salpingoeca rosetta, 1217 nucleotides. RefSeq lists its product as uncharacterized. Bases 164 to 1033 code for a protein of 289 amino acids. NCBI's taxonomy places the organism in Eukaryota, Choanoflagellata, Craspedida, Salpingoecidae. The record is from RefSeq and is a predicted model, not a curated record. The transcript is spliced from 3 exons.
CGCGUCGCAAACAAAGGGCGCUUGUUUGUUUGGCAGUGGACGCUGCCUGCCACUUGCUCUGCCGACGACUGAACCAGCACACACCAACCACUCACCACUGUUCACAAGCAGACACCUUCUUCGUCUUCGUCUCGCUCAUUCACACGAUCGCGCAACACGCGUCAUGGCUGCGGUGAAGCUGUUGAUUGCGCUGGGUGCCUUUGAGGUUGCGGCGUGGAUGUGGGACGUGUUUGGGGUGCACAAGGCGCUGAACGAUGGCGCGGAGAUGCCCAUGAACCACCGCAUCGUGGCGGGGCUGGUGAACGGCUUUCCGCUCUUCAUGCUGGCGGCGUCGCUGUCCUGGCUCCGAUACAUCCACGAGCACCCGGAGGAAACAGAGGAGGAGGUGCAGCAGGAACGCGAGGAGAAGCGGGAGAAGAAACGCCGGCAAAAGAAAGAGGAGGCAUCAAAGCGGCGCCACAAAGGAGUACCACGCGACAACGCUGAAAACGACAGCGACGACGAUGACGAUGACGAUGACGAUUCAACCGCGGCUGCCGUGUCCAUCCUACCGACGGGGUUUGCGUCGCUUCUCAUGCCAGUGUUGUUUCUCUUCCUCAGCAUGCAGCUCUACUUUUGGUGGCUGCCGUACUUUUUCGACAUGGCGCCAGAGGAGUUGCGCGAGGAACACGCGCGGCAGUUGGCCGAUGUGCCCAAGGUCCUGCCCCCGCUUCGCCACACGCUGCACAUCAUCCCCGACAUUGAGCACACUAUCCUCUUCCCGCUCACACUCGCCACCGUCGUGGCAUCCAUUGGCCGCUUUGUCGUUGACGUGAACGAGGCAAACCGCCCAUGGCUCGCAACCAUUGUCGUCUUCAUCUCGGGCAUUGGCCUGGCGUCGCUGCCUGCAGCCAUGGCGGGAAAGGACAACGUUGGUGCUGUGAUCGCAGCUGCCGUCACGGGCGUUCUCUCCGUCAUCACCGCCGUCUCCACAGCCGUCACAGCGGCGUCGCGUGGCCGCAGUGCCGAGAGCGAGAGCAAGAAAGACAAGUGAUGAUGGUGGAAGAGUAGACGGAGAAGAAGAGACGAGAGGGAGUGAGAGAGAGAGAGCGCGCGCGCGUAGUGUGCGUAUGCGGCAUGACUUUAAUGAUGUGUUGCUUGAGCCUGCACUGUGAUUGACGCGUUACAACGACUGUACCGACGUGUAUUGCGUGCCAUGUAAACGAUCGAACCUUGCA